Tripterygium wilfordii is the source of this 2912-nucleotide messenger RNA. RefSeq lists its product as uncharacterized. The transcript has 4 exons. The record is from RefSeq and is a predicted model, not a curated record. Lineage: Eukaryota; Viridiplantae; Streptophyta; Magnoliopsida; Celastrales; Celastraceae. Bases 1 to 2772 code for a protein of 923 amino acids.
AUGGGUAUUGGAUUGUCUAAGUGGGAUAAUUCGCCAUUGCUAAGUCUAUGUAAGGAGAGGAAGGAGUUUAUUAAGGCUGCCAUUGAUUGCCGGUAUGACCUGGCUUCGGCCCACAUUAUGUACCUUCAAUCACUUGUAGAUGUUGGCAAUGCCUUCACUCGAUUUAUAGAGGAGGAUUUGGUGAUUAAAGUGGAUUCUAAUCAUGAGUCCUCAGAGGAAAAUUCUCAUUCUAAAAUUCCCUCCAUGGAUUCUGAGAGUGAUUUAGAGUCACUGACAGAUUAUGUUCAUAGCGACUCUGAUGUAUCAGAAGGUCUAACAGAUUAUGUUCAUGACCACACAGAUGUAUCAGAAGUUCUGGAACCUUCCUUCCCAACAAAUCAGGGCCAAGAUAGAGUGAAUUCAAACACUAAUCUGAUGAAGUCUUCCACUACAACACCCUCUCGGAUUUUUCUGCAGACAACACCGGGGGAAGAUUCAGCAAAUGCGCUCUGUGGACAAUCUUAUAAUGAAAGUGGGGAAUCCUUCAAUGUUCUGAACAGUUAUUCACACAGCAAUCUUAGGCACACUCAUUAUGAUGAUGGCAUACAUUACGAUGUCCUGGUGGAAUCCCCUUAUAAAGAUCUUAGAUACCCCCAGUAUGUCCAUGCCCUUAGGUACUCCCAACAUGAUGAUGUGGUGUCGGCUGGUGGUAAGGUAGAUUUUCCGGAUGAUAAUGUAAGGUAUGCUUCUUAUGGAAACUGGGUAGGUUCUGGAGCUCCAACGGAUUUUCUGCAGAAUGAUGGGUUAUCUGUUGGUCAUUAUAGUCAACCACAAACUACUCUUGAUACAUCUAUUCCUCUCAUGCCUAAUGUCUCAGCUUGGAAUCGCCCUGACCUAUUUAAUGUGACUGGGAGUUGUCAUCAAUAUUAUUAUUAUUCUCAGGAUAGAAUCUAUAGUGGAUCUGAUGGUAAUGAUUCUGACUUAAUAUCAGUGAGGAAGAAAGAGGGAAUUCCUGAUUUGGAAAAUGAAAAUCAGGAAAAAUUUAUGGAGGAAGUAUCUGAGGAGAUAGAAAUUGAAGAUGAUAUAAGGAGAGAUUCUGGUGGAGGCACUUCCGAGGCAGCACCAGCAAAGACUGAUGAGCCUGUGCCAUUCAUUCAUAACAAACAGGAUGAGAUUGAGCUUGAAGCUUUAUCAAACCCAGUGCACAAGUCAUCUGCCACCACUAUGGGGUCAGGGGAGGCCAAAGUUGUAGAAGAAAAUAUUAUGGCCAGAUCUGAUACUUCAGUAAGGGAAAUCUUGGAAGAGGAGCAUGAAGAGGUUGGAGGUCUGAGUUCUGAUGUUGACAUUGUAUUUACUGAGCACAUUGAGCCUAUCGGUUCCAAUAGUAGUUUGAAUCUGCACUGCACAUGGGAUAUUCAGGAAAUAAUGAAGGGAAUUGGGAAUGAAUUUGGAAAUUUAUUUGAUAAAAGCAAAGAAUUAUCAGGAUUGCUUGAGGCAGGGAAACUACCAUAUCAACCCAUGCGCAUCAAACUUAGGGUGUUUGCCUCUCAGAUCCUGAACUUGAUAAUCCCUGCUAUUGUGACUUCUUCUUCGCAACCUUCUUAUAUGCUUUCAAAUGGAUCAUCUUCAAGAUCAAUGAUGAUGGAAAAAGCUAACGGCAAGAGCUUUGAGGAUCUCUGCUGUAAGUUUGGUGACCUGUCAUCCACUUUGGAGGAGCUGUAUGCUUGGGAGAAGAAACUUUUUAAGGAGGUUAUGGCUGAAGAAAAGCUUCGCGUUAUCUAUGAGAAGAAGUGCAAUAGGCUAAAAAAUCUGGAUGAUAUGGGCGCUGAUUCCAGCAAGAUUGAUAGAACCCAUGCUUCAAUCAAAACGUUGCUUUUAAGAAUUAAUGUUAUUUUCACAUCAAUUGAUGCAAUAUCAGCAAGGAUUCAAAAAUUAAGAGACACAGAGUUGCAUCUCCAACUGAAUGAAUUGAUCCAAGGGUCAAUUAAGAUGUGGAGUUUUAUGAUCGAGGGCCACCAGAAGCAAUUACGAGCUGCUGUGGAGGCCAAAACCUGUGCUCAUAUUGGAAGUGUUCAGGUUCGAAAAGAUUCAGGCUUAAAGGCUACGCUCAAACUUGAAAAGGAGUUAUUAAAUUGGAGUAAAUGUUUUAGCGACUACGUCAGAAUGCAGAAAGCCUUUGUGAAAUUCUUGAAUGAUUGGCUUCUGGGAUGCAUCUUUCAAGAACCGGCAGAAACUCCAAAUGCCUCCAACACUCCUGAUGAACCCGUCGCUUUCUCUCCAAGCAGAAUAGAUGCCCCACCUAUAUUUAUUGUUUGUAACGAUUGGUACCAGGCAACUAAGAAAAUUUCAGAAAGUGAAGUAUGCAAAACCAUACAAGAGUAUGCUUCAAGCUUGCACCAUCUAUGGGAGAAGAAAGAAGAAGAAUGCCGCCACAGACUCAAAGCUGAAAACCUUUUUACAUACUUGGAGAAGCAAAUGAAGAAUCUCCACAAGGAGAGCAAGACUUGGAAUCAAGAUGCAACACCCGGCAAUGAACCCGCCUCAGCUUGUCUUGCUGAAAAUGGAGUUGCACUGCUGGAUGGAUUCGUUGAGGACUUGAUGUCCACAAGCAAGAGACUGGAUGAACAGAAGAGAAGACAUCAAGAAAGUGUUGAACAAGUUAAUGGUAUAGCUUCAAGUUGUUUGCAGGAGGGUCUAACUCCCAUUUUAGCAGCGCUGGAGAGCUUUUGUUCAGAUAUCAUAAAAGCUUACGGGAAAGUCAGAUUACCAGACGGACAUGAAGGAUCCCAGUGAGUAAGGUAACCAGUAGAGUUUGUUCUACAUAUAUUGAGUGAAGCCAUUUGUAAUAAAGAACACUGAUUGCAUGGCAGAGACCAAUUAGUCUUUUCGACUGAAUUGCAUGUUGGAAGUAUUUAUCAGUCAUUCUAAUUAUA